AUGUCUGUGAAAGUCUUGCUGCCUCUGGCUCUGCUCCUUAUCCUGUUGGGAGUGGCCCAACUCGGAUCGGCCCAGAGCCCAAAGACCUCGGAGCUGCUACAGAAGCUCCGCACCGACCUGGAGGAGCUGAAGACCGAGCGCUCAGUGAUGUUCGCACGUCUGAACGUGGCUGAGAAGGAGCUGCAGAGAGCCAGAGAAAUACCCAAGGUGGCAUUUGCUGCAUCUCUUGGAGGAAACGGGCUCCAGAAAACCACCUCAGGAAGCAAAGAUCUGAUCUACAGAGAUGUCCUCACUAACAUCGGACAGGCUUACAACCCAGAAACAGGCGUGUUCACAGCUCCGGUACGUGGUGUGUACUAUGUGCGCUUCACAGCUAAUGCUCCCACAGAAUACCCCAUGAGCGCAGUGAUGUACAGGAACAAUGCUCGGAUCGAGCUCAUCGCUCACGAACAGCCAUCAGGCCCCGGCAGUGACACGGCCUCCAACGGCGCCGCCCUGCUGUUGGAGAAGGGAGAUACUCUGAAGAUGGUCCUCUGGCACGAGACGCAAAUCUGGGACAACUCCAAUCACCACAGCACCUUCAGCGGCUUCCUGCUCUUCCCCCUAGUGGACGAGCCUCCGGCGCAGAGAGACCUGGACUCAGAGAUGAGGGAGCUGCAGGCGUCACUCACUGUGCUCCAGCAGGAGAACCAGGAGAUCCAAAAGAGACUCAACGCCACUGAGGAUGCACUGAAGGACAUAACAGAUUCUCCCAAAGUGGCAUUCGCUGCGUCUCUCGGAGGAAACGGGCUCCAGAAAACCACCUCAGGAAGCAAAGAUCUGAUCUACAGAGAUGUCCUCACUAACAUCGGACAGGCCUACAACCCAGAGACAGGCGUGUUCACAGCUCCGGUACGUGGUGUGUACUAUGUGCGCUUCACAGCUAAUGCUCCCACGGAAUACCCCAUGAGCGCAGUGAUGUACAGGAACAAUGCUCGGAUCGAACUCAUCGCUCACGAACAGCCAUCAGGCCCUGGCAGUGACACGGCCUCCAACGGCGCCGCCCUGCUGUUGGAGAAGGGAGAUACGCUCAAGAUGGUCCUCUGGCACGAGACGCAAAUCUGGGACAACUCCAACCACCACAGCACCUUCAGCGGCUUCCUGCUCUUCCCCCUGUGAGUCUGUAGGGGGCAGCACACUGCGCUU
Periophthalmus magnuspinnatus is the source of this 1185-nucleotide messenger RNA. RefSeq lists its product as uncharacterized. Bases 1 to 1158 code for a protein of 385 amino acids. The record is from RefSeq and is a predicted model, not a curated record. Lineage: Eukaryota; Metazoa; Chordata; Actinopteri; Gobiiformes; Gobiidae. Gene Ontology annotation, molecular function: protein binding. The transcript is spliced from 8 exons.